Messenger RNA from Parathielavia appendiculata, 1464 nucleotides. RefSeq lists its product as uncharacterized. The coding region runs from base 7 to 1464 and encodes 485 amino acids. NCBI's taxonomy places the organism in Eukaryota, Fungi, Ascomycota, Sordariomycetes, Sordariales, Chaetomiaceae. The transcript has a single exon. Gene Ontology annotation, biological process: phosphorylation; sphingosine biosynthetic process. The record is from RefSeq and is a predicted model, not a curated record. Gene Ontology annotation, cellular component: intracellular membrane-bounded organelle; membrane; cytoplasm. Gene Ontology annotation, molecular function: lipid kinase activity.
GCUCGAAUGGCGGUCCAGAGUCCAGCGGGAAACGCUAAGUCGAGCAAUGACGAGGCUCAACAUGUCAGCCCCAACCCCUUGACAAAUCAGAAUGGAAACGCCGCGUCGAGUUUGACCCGCGAACAGAUCAUCUGUGCUCUGCAGGCAUCGGAGGCGGCUGGUGACGGAUAUCUGAUCUAUUCACUCUCUGAGGGCUCAACAUCAGACGGGGACAAGCCAUUUAGCCUCGAGGUUGCCCAACAGAAACACCUGCCAAAGGAUUUCACCGAGUUCUUGGUGGACCGAGUCAAUUUCCCGCCACCACACUUGGGGCUGCCGCACAAUGUGCACGUCGUGAUAUCGACCCGCUCAGGGCUCCGGCUGGCGCCGGAUUUCUACCAGACUGUGUUACGCCCGCUGUUGGCUGCUGUCGGACUAAAGCCGGCAGAAUCUGGAGCUGAAGGAUACCAGGUCACCGUGACCAAGAACCCAAACACCAUUCGGGAUUUUGCCCGCGAGUUGGGGAGAGAUAGAGACGCUGGGGACAAGACAGUCAUCCUCCUGAGUGGUGACGGCGGCGUGGUAGAUAUUCUAAAUGGGCUAGACCACUCCACACCCCCAUCAAGCGUGCCAUUGGCGCCCACGAUCGCCCUACUUCCUCUCGGAACAGGAAACGCACUCUUCCACUCCCUCCACAAGCCUCACUACUCCGGCACCCCUUCCCAUCCCUCACCCCUCGUCCUGGGCCUCCGCACCCUGCUCAACGGUACCCCUGCCCAGCUCCCGACCUUCAGAGCUUCCUUCUCACCCGGCGCGAGGCUGAUCUCCGCUCCGCUCGAGCCGGAACAAGUUGAUGCGACGGCAACAACCAAGGACCACGAAAGGGAAACACCCGUUACACACUUGCUCGGCGCCAUCGUCGCGUCUUACGGCUUUCAUGCCAGCCUGGUCUGGGAGAGCGACACCCCAUCCUACCGUGUGCACGGCGACAAGCGGUUUGGCAUGGCGGCCGCCGAGUUGCUCAAGGUGUCGCAUGCGUAUGACGCCACGGUGGACGUCCGGCGGAGUGGUGAGGGGGCGUUUACUCGUCUUAGGGCGGCCCGUACUGCCCACGACAAUGAUGCAGGCGGAGAAGGAGGCGGGAGGUUUAACUAUGUCCUUACGACGCUCGUGUCCAACUUGGAGAAGACGUUUGCCAUCUCUCCUGCCGGCCGGCCGUUGGAUGGGCAGUUGAGGCUGGUCCACUUUGGGGAUGUGGGCGGCGACAAAACGAUGGAGAUCAUGAUGGCUGCGUAUCGGGAAGGGGAGCAUGUGGGUAUGCCAGAGGUCGGGUAUGAGAAGGUGGAAGAGGUGAGGGUGACGAUCGCGGAGGAGGAUGCGAGGUGGCGGAAGGUCUGUAUUGAUGGGAGCAUUGUCGAGAUGGGGAAAGGCGGGUGGAUGCGGGUAAGCAGAGAGGAAAGGGAGCGAUUGAAGAUCUUGAUUUGA